This is a messenger RNA of Pungitius pungitius (ninespine stickleback), 2924 nucleotides long. RefSeq names its product solute carrier family 2 member 6 (gene slc2a6). The record is from RefSeq and is a predicted model, not a curated record. The coding region runs from base 822 to 2405 and encodes 527 amino acids. Lineage: Eukaryota; Metazoa; Chordata; Actinopteri; Perciformes; Gasterosteidae. Gene Ontology annotation, biological process: transmembrane transport. The transcript is spliced from 8 exons. Gene Ontology annotation, molecular function: transmembrane transporter activity. Gene Ontology annotation, cellular component: membrane.
UCCGCUUUUGUUACCGGGAUUGCAACACUUUGGACUUUGGAAAAAAAAAGACACGGUCGAUGCACUUCUGUGACUUUUUUAUUCUACAAAUGUUCAAUAUUUCAGUCUUUUUUCCCUUUGAGAGUUAAAUAUCUUAAUCAGUUGUAGUUCUGAUCAGAAAUACAAAUAAUUACAAUACUUCUAACCAAUUCACUUAUAGUUUGUUUACAUAAUGCUAUUGAAGCUCCCACAAAAAAAAAAUCUAGACCGAUGGAUGUAUUUGAGAAUUUAAGAUGUAUUAUAUUUCAAUGGGGGCAUUCUUUUGGGGGUUUCCCCCUAACAACCAAUAAUAAUUUUUUUGAAAAAAUUAUUUGAAAACUAAUUGAAAAUUAAAAAGCCAAUGAGUAAAAACAACAUUUUCAAUAAAUUAUCAAAAAAAAAAAAAACAACUGCAGCUUGGUAAAAAUGUCAAAUAAUGUCAAAAAAUUCCAGUUCCAUUUCACUUGCGAAAAUCCAGCGUUGACACAGUUUUCACUUUCACUAUGACUCCUGGACGUGUGUUGGUCCACUCCUCCUUGAGUCAGCCUGGAGAUCCUGCAGCACACACAGGCUUCUUACUUGCAAGGGGGAGCUACAGAAAGAAAUUACAGUUUGAAUCCAGCUGUUUUUUUUAUUUAGCCGGCUUCCUUUUACCUUUGUUGGAGCUGUGACAUGUUUGUUGACUGGCGGUGUUUUUAGAAGACAGCAUUUUCGUGAUAUUUACUUCCCGUGUGAACUGAUCCGGGUAAACAGGUCGACAGAGGCUCCCCGGUGUGUGUCGUCGCCCCCCCCCCGCUGCAGACAUGGGAGAAGAGACUCCACUGCUGAACAGAAGACUCACAGCGACUGAAUCCAAGAUCCACAACUCCAAACUCUUCCUGGCGGUCUUCUCCGCCGUCCUGGGGAACUUCAGCUUCGGUUACUCCCUGGUCUACUCGUCGCCGGUCCUGCCGAGGCUCACGGCCCCCGACGCCGACCCCAGGCUCAGGAUGGGCACGGAGCAGGCCGCCUGGUUCGGCUCCAUCUACACGCUGGGCGCGGCGGCCGGCGGCCUGGGCGCCAUGCUGCUCAACGACUUGAUCGGACGCAAGCUGAGCAUCAUGACGUCGGCGGUGCCGUCGACUAUUGGGUACAUGCUGAUGGGAGGGGCUGUCGACAUAAGGAUGCUCCUCGUGGGCCGGUUCCUCACAGGCGUGGCCGGCGGGAUGACCGCAGCAUCCAUUCCUGUUUACAUCUCGGAGAUCUCCCACAAAGCAGUGCGAGGAGCUCUGGGCUCCUGCCCUCAGAUCACCGCUGUGUUCGGGGCUCUGGUGCUCUACGCCAUGGGUCCCGCGGUGCCGUGGCGGUGGCUGGCGGUGGCGGGCGAGGUCCCGGCCGUGUUGAUGGUCGUGCUGCUGGCCUUCAUGCCCAGCUCGCCCAGGAGGCUCCUGGCCCUGGGCAGGGAGCAGCAGGCCGAGCGGGCCCUGCGCUGGCUGAGGGGGCGACACUACGACACGCGCACCGAGCUCAGCGCCAUACAGGACAGCAUCGACAAACAGGAAAAAGUCACAUGGUCGCGACUGGCCACACCCAUCUACUACAAACCAAUCCUGAUCUCAGUGGUGAUGCGUUUCCUGCAGCAGAUGACGGGCAUCACGCCCAUGCUGGUCUACCUGGAGACCAUCUUCUCCAAAAGCAACGUGUCCCUGCCGCCCGGGUACGACGCCGUCAUUGUAGGUGCGGUCCGCCUCCUUUCCGUCGUCGUGGCAGCCAGUUUGAUGGACAGGGCGGGACGCAAAGCCCUGCUGUACACGUCGAGUCUGCUGAUGUUCCUGUCCGCUCUGACUCUGACCGUGAACUCCCACACAGCGGCCCCCCCCCCGGGCCCCGGCCCCCCGAACCUCACCGUGAGCUUCGACCUCAGCCCCCACAAUGCCUUCGGAAACACUUUGGAUGCCGGCCCCCAAACUGCAGCAGGCCUCACCCCUCUCAUCAGCACCAUGGUGUUCAUAUUUGGUUACGCCAUGGGAUGGGGCCCGAUCACGUGGCUGCUGAUGUCAGAGGUGCUGCCGCUGGUCACCAGGGGCGUGGCCUCGGGCCUGUGCGUGACCGUCAGCUGGCUGACGGCCUUCGCGCUCACGCACGCCUUCUCGCACCUGGUGGACAGGUACGGCCUGUACGUGCCCUACCUGGGCUUCACGGUGGUGUGCGUGCUCUGUCUGCUGUUCACCGCCGUGUGCAUCCCGGAGACCCGCGGCCGCACGCUGGAAGAGAUCGAGAACUACUUCAGGACGGGCCGGACGUUCACCAUCAGCAGGAGCGCGUCCGUGGCGGAGUCGGGUCCCCCGGCGUUAGAGGGCGAGGGCGAGGCGGCGUACGGCGCUCUGAGGAAAGGACUACCGGAAUAAGACCACUGGGUGUAAAGAGCAAUUCGCUUUAGGCGUGAUGGUGUAAGUGGAGUAAUGUCCACCCGAGUCUAGUGAUUAUAAACAAACACAUAAUGUACCAACAGGAGAAGAUCAUCCUGUUGCUAUAUACACAUGACACAUGACACAUGUUGCAUAUAUUGUAUAUUUACCGAUUGAAUAGUGUAUAUUGUCGUAAUCAAAUGUUUAAAAGUUAUUUUUUUCUGUACAAUAAACUAUACCAGACUCCAAAACAACACAAAUAUCCACUGUUUGCGCAGUGUACAAUACGUUAAACUUUAAAUGUUAAAUAAUCUUCCCAAACAGGUUGCCAGCUGUGUGUGUGAGUGAAAAAAAAACAAAAAAAUGGUUCAUCUUUUCUGUGCCUAAAAAUAAAGGGAAUGAUGUGGCCGAGCAGGUCGGGUGACGUGCCACAGGGGGGUGGACAAAAUAAAAGGAACACCUGACAGAGUCGGAGUGCUCUUUGCAUUAUUUCUAUGUGGCUAAUUCUACCAAAGAAAG